AUGAAGCUUCCCAGCGCCCAAGAGAUUGAUUUCGACCUCGAUCGAUACAUCAAUCGAUAUCUUCCCCAAUCCCAGGUUCAUCGCCUACCAUGGCCCAUCUCGCGGUUCCUAGGGUACCGACGUGUCCCUCAACCGGAAGUAGGCAAUCUGCUUGUAUGCGCAUGGGCAUUUGUCGGCGCGUUUACCGGACUAAUUCUGGUGAUGGGUGUCUUCAAGGCCAGCGAGACCAUCCAAUCGCAUCAUCCUCCGCUCAUAGUUGCCAGUCUAGGCGCAACGGCCAUCCUGGACUAUCAAACAAUCCAAUCCCCGCUGGCUCAACCGCGCAGUUCCAUCCUGGGACAUGUGCUCGGGGCCGUGGUCGGAGUUGGAGUCACCAAGCUGUUCAUGCUGCGAUCGGACUUUGAGGAUCUCCGCUGGGUCGCCGGGGCUGUCUGCACCGCUCUGGCGUCGUUGGUGAUGGGCCUGACCAACACCGUCCAUCCACCGGGGGGAGCCACGGCACUGCUGGCGGCGGUGGAUCCCACCAUCGACGCAAUGGGAUGGUUCUUCGUCCCGCUGGUUCUCAUCGGGUCGUUGCUGAUGCUGGGAUCCGCGUUGGUGGUCAACAAUAUCCAGCGUCAGUUCCCCAUGUUCUGGUGGACGCCGCGGGACGUGGGCCGGAAGAGGGGUCCACCGGAUAUCGAGAAGACGUCGGAUGUUCCGCAGGAGAGUCGGGAACGACGGAUAAGUCGUGCGGUGGGACUACUGCGGGAGAAUUCAAUCGUCAUCACACCGAAUCAGGUGGUUAUUCCGGAUGGGUUCACGCUGGGACUGGAGGAGAAGGGGAUUCUCGAGGUAUUGAGGGAUCGCUUGAGAAACCCAGAGCAGUUUGAGAGUAGCGAGGGAGACGUCAGCAGUACUGAGAGUUAG
Molecule: messenger RNA, 909 nt
Organism: Aspergillus viridinutans
Lineage: Eukaryota; Fungi; Ascomycota; Eurotiomycetes; Eurotiales; Aspergillaceae
Product: HPP family protein
Exons: 2
Coding region: 1-909 (302 amino acids)
Source: RefSeq, a predicted model, not a curated record